AUGUUCCUCACACUCGGUUUGGUCGCGAUCGCGACGGUUCUUACCGCCGCAGCGCUGAUAUACAAAUUGAAAUUUAAACAUUUGAUCGAUGUGACGCGCGAUAUACCCUCAGCGCCGACAUUGCCCAUUAUAGGACAUGCACAUUACUUCGUUAAUAAGCCACCACAUGUGCAAAUCCAAAAACUGAAUGAAUUAAUUGAAAUCUAUGGUAAUACUAUGAAAGUGUGGCUGGGUACCGAAUUGAAUGUAAUAAUGGGCGAUGUACGGGAUGUGGAGGCGGUUUUGGGUUCGAUGGCAUUUAUUGAGAAAGCGGGUGAAUAUAAAAGGCUGGAACCAUGGCUAAAAGAGGGACUGCUCGUCAGCGGUGGGCGCAAAUGGCAUAAACGGCGUAAGGCCAUAACUCCGGCCUUUCAUUUCAAAAUCUUAGAUCAAUUUAUCGAAGUUUUUGAGCGGGAAUCACGCACUUUGGUCGCCAAUUUAGAGCGCGAGUGUCGCUUGCAGAGCAAUAGUGGUUUCAAUUUAUACGACUGGAUAAAUCUCUGCACGCUGGAUACGAUUUGUGAAACUGCCAUGGGUGUAUCUGUGCAUGCGCAAACCAAUGCUGAUUCAGAAUACGUGCAAGCCGUUAGAACCAUCUCUACCGUGAUACACAAACGCAUGUUCGACAUUAUCUAUCGGUUCGAUUUGACUUAUCGAUUCACCAAAUUGGCACGUGAAGAGAAGCGUGCCUUGUCUGUUCUACACGGCUUUACCGAGCGUAUUAUCAUGCAGCGGCGCAGAGAGUUGCUACGCGCACAAGAAAACCCGCUUAAUGCUGCCGCCGACAAAAACCCCAUGAACGGUUAUAGCGCAACGGACAAUGACGCCGAUGUGGGCGCCAAACGCAAACAAGCCUUUCUCGACAUCCUAUUGCACGCGGAGAUCGACGGCAAGCCGCUGAGUAACUUGGAUAUACGCGAAGAGGUGGACACAUUCAUGUUCGAGGGACACGACACCACCUCAGCAGCGAUCACUUUCUUCUUCUACAACAUUGCCACCUAUCCGGAGUGUCAACGAAAGUGCUACGCGGAGAUUGUCGAUAUUUUUGGCAAGGACACAAGCAAGCCGGUGACUUAUGAAGCGUUAAAUAACUUAACCUAUGUGGAAUUGUGCAUUAAGGAGACGCUACGCCUGUUUCCCUCGGUGCCGCUGUUGGGUCGGAAAGUAACGCAGGAAUGUGAAAUAAAUGGCAAAGUUUUGCCUGCUGGCACAAAUAUCGGUAUCUCGCCGCUAUAUUUGGGACGUCAGGAAAGUAUUUUCCCCGAUGCGAACAUCUUUAAGCCGGAACGAUUCGAUAUUUCAAAUGAUGCGAAGAAAGUGAAUCCCUAUGCGUAUAUUCCGUUUUCAGCUGGCCCGCGUAACUGUAUCGGUCAACGUUUCGCCAUGUUGGAGGUAAAGAGUAUCGUGACAAAUGUGCUGCGUCAUUUUGAGAUCGAGUUUGUGAGUGAUGGCACGGAAGGACCGAUACUUAUAGCUGAGCUGAUACUGCGUACCAAAGAUCCUUUGAUGUUCCGUUUGAAACCGAGGAUUUACUAAAAAAAAUCAAGUUGGCUAAACAUUAGCAGUUCAACGGAAAGUGUUAAAGGAUUGAUAUGCAACACACAUCUAAAGUUAUUAAUAAUUAUACUCAUCUAUUUAAUGAUAAACCUUCAUUAUAAAAUUA
Bactrocera tryoni is the source of this 1702-nucleotide messenger RNA. RefSeq names its product cytochrome P450 4d1 (gene Cyp4d1). The record is from RefSeq and is a predicted model, not a curated record. The coding region runs from base 1 to 1575 and encodes 524 amino acids. Lineage: Eukaryota; Metazoa; Arthropoda; Insecta; Diptera; Tephritidae. The transcript is spliced from 4 exons. Gene Ontology annotation, molecular function: iron ion binding; heme binding; oxidoreductase activity, acting on paired donors, with incorporation or reduction of molecular oxygen.